Molecule: messenger RNA, 1848 nt
Organism: Chanos chanos (milkfish)
Lineage: Eukaryota; Metazoa; Chordata; Actinopteri; Gonorynchiformes; Chanidae
Product: butyrophilin subfamily 1 member A1-like
Exons: 6
Coding region: 1-1848 (615 amino acids)
Biological process (GO): T cell receptor signaling pathway; regulation of cytokine production
Cellular component (GO): external side of plasma membrane
Molecular function (GO): nucleic acid binding; signaling receptor binding
Source: RefSeq, a predicted model, not a curated record
AUGUCGGAAGAAGAACCCAUACAGCUGGCCUGGGCAUGCCUAACCUCCACUGAACGGCUUCGGCAGAUGAGGGUGGGUGAAUGUCUCUACCGCGAACAGACUGUCCAUUUCUUCACCACCUCCUCCUGCCCCCACUACCUCCUGCUGACCACCUGCUGGUUGAUCCAACCCCUACCUGUCCCUGGUCACCCUUGGUCUCACAUUGCCCCGGAUUUCGUCACUGGUCUACCACCUUCUCAUGGUGACACUGUUAUACUCACCAUAGUGGAUCGAUUUUCCAUAGCUGUUCACUUUGUGGCACUUCCCAAACUCCCAACUGGCCAGGAAACCACAUAUUUCCUCACCCAUUACGUCUUCCGUCUUCAUGUUGUGGGAACCCAGCCAGUGAUCUCUAUGGAGGGCUACAGUAUUGGUAAAGGGGUCAGUCUACUGUGUGAAUCAAAUGACUGGUGGCCUGAAGCUGAAGUUGUGUGGCUGGACAAUGAUGGAAACCUUCUCCCUGCUGAAGAUACAGAGACACUCAGAGACCCAGAAAGAUUCCAUGUUAAAAAACGUGUCACUGUACAGGACAGUAACACCAACAGGUUCUACUGUAGAAUAAUGCUGAGGGACCAUAUGAAGGAGACGGAGAUUGUUAUAUCAAAUCAGUUUCAGGUUGUUGGUCCAGAUGGUCCUCUUCUUGUUGGAGCUGGUGAAGAUCUGAUUCUGCCCUGUUCUCUCAAACCCAACAUCAGUGCUGUGGACAUGACAGUGGAGUGGUUUAAACUUCCCACAUCAGACUCACUGGUGCAUUUAUAUGAAAAUGGCGUCGACAGGAGUGAAGAUCAAAUUCAGUCUUACAGAGGGAGGACAUCACUGUUUAAAGAUGAACUACAGAAAGGCAACACUUCAUUAAAACUCUCCAGAGUGAAAGUCUCUGAUGAGGGAGAAUACAAAUGUUUAAUCCGAUCUGAACGCUGGUAUGAUGAUGUUACUGUUCAAGUCAAUGUUGAAGCUAUAGGCACCUACCCAGUGAUCUCUAUGGAGGGCUACAAUAUUGGUAAAGGACUCAGUCUUCUGUGUGAAAUUAAAGGCUGGAACCCUGAACCUGAAGUUCUGUGGCUGGACAGUGAUGGAAACCUUCUCCCUGCUGAAGAUACAGAGACACUCAGAGACUCAGAAAGAUUCCAUGUUCAAAAACGUGUCACUGUACAGGACAGUAACACCAACAGGUUCUACUGCAGAGUAAUACUGAGAGACCAUAUGAAGGAGGCAGAAACUGUUAUAUCAAUAUUAACACACACAUUUAGAUCAACAUUCCCUGCAUUUUCCACAGUGAAAGUGACUCUGGAUCCUGAUACAGCUCAUCCACUACUCAUCCUGUCUGAGGAUUGUAAACAAGUGACUCAUGAGGACACAUGGCAGGAUCUCCCUGACAACCCAAAGAGGUUUCAGUGUUGGUACUGUGUCCUGGGAAAGGAGGGGUUCUCUUCAGGGAAAUUUUACUAUGAGGUGCAGGUCAGCGGGAAAUCUCACUGGGCUUUAGGAGUGGCCAGAGCGUCAGUAGAGAGGGUGAAUCCUAUUAAAUGGUGCCCUGAGAAUGGAUUCUGGACUGUGGGUCUGUGGGAUGAGAGUGAGUAUGUGGCUGUUUUUGGUCCCUCUAUCUUUCAUUCUCUGAAACAGAAACCCCAGAAGGUGGGGGUGUUUGUGGAUUAUAAGGAGGGUCUGGUCUCCUUUUAUAAUGUGGAGGCCAUGUCUCAUAUCUACUCUUACACUGGUCAGAUUUUCAAUGAGGAAAUUUAUCCAUUCUUCGACCCAUGGCAUAAUUAUGGAAGCAAAAACUCUGCUCCACUGAUCAUCACUCUUUAA